Molecule: messenger RNA, 966 nt
Organism: Erythranthe guttata (spotted monkey flower)
Lineage: Eukaryota; Viridiplantae; Streptophyta; Magnoliopsida; Lamiales; Phrymaceae
Product: zinc finger A20 and AN1 domain-containing stress-associated protein 4
Molecular function (GO): zinc ion binding; DNA binding
Source: RefSeq, a predicted model, not a curated record
UGCGUUUCUCUCCGCUUUUCUCCUCUCUCUCUCUAUCUCCGUUCCUGCUCGCUCUGUAGGGGGAUUUGAAGCGGAACUCUGACAAAAAAAUAUUCUCUCUUUUGUCUCCUCUGCGAACAGGAAAAACAAGAAAAGCCGAAAUGGAACAAAACGAGACUGGAUGCCAAGCUCCUCAGGCUUCUAUUCUCUGCGUGAACAACUGUGGGUUCUUUGGCACAGCAACAACGAUGAACAUGUGCUCCAAGUGCUACAAGGACCUCGUUUUGAACCAAGAACAAACCAAGCUCGCUGCUUCUUCCAUUCAAAGUAUUGUGAAUGGGAGCAGCUCCAGUAAUAGUGAAAACGACUCAAAUGCUGCUGCUCUAACAGCCAAAGCACAUGCUGCCGCCACAUCAGACACCAUCGUGGCACCACCACAAACCACCACUGCCGCCGCUCCUCCGGCAAGUGAGGAAAGUCAAGAAGCAAAGGGGCCCACAAGGUGCGGCACAUGCAGAAAGCGCGUCGGUUUGACGGGCUUUAAUUGUCGGUGCGGUACAACUUUUUGUGCUAUUCAUCGAUAUUCGGACAAACACGAAUGCCCCUUCGACUAUCGGACUGCUGCUCAGGAAGCUAUAGCAAAGGCCAAUCCAGUUGUUAAAGCAGAAAAGAUCGACAAGAUAUGAAGAAAAAAAAAAGAUAUGCCUUUUCUUCGAAUAUGAAUGCAUUUGUUUUCAUGUAUGGUGCACCUCAAAUCUGUUUGGUGCAGAAGUAUAAUCUUAUGUGGUUGUUUAAGGUUUGCUUUGAUGGUUUGUGUUAAGGCUGUGUUAUUUGUAUCAGACUUCUGUAGUGGCUUUCUAGAUUUAGAAAUAAAUAUUUUUUUUAGUUCGUUAGGUCGAUUAUUAUGGUGUCGAAAACUUCGGUUCUUUUCAUGGGGUUAAAUUUGAAAGGAGGACCUAUAAUUUGAUAUGAAAGUAAUUUCUUUUG